GAGUUUUUGUUUGGCAUGCCCUAGAGUUGGAUGCAUUCAAUGGCUUGAAGAAUACUAUCAUGGUGCUAUCUUUAUCAUUCCAAGCUGGAUUAGAUGGUGAGCAAAACUUUACAGUGGUCUGAAGAUAACUAUUAAGGAGAAUUGAUCUAACAGAUAAUACCAAAGAUAGACUCGUUGUAAGGAACUUCAAAGUCUGGGACCUCAGUAAAUGUACAUUAAUUCUCCAGGCAUCACUGGUUAAGGAUCCAGCUGUGUCAGUUAAUCGCAUAAUAUGGAGUCCUGAUGGAACCUUGUUUGGUGUUGCUUAUUCAAGGCAUAUUGUAUAAAUUUAUUCCUAUAAUGGUGGCGACGAUAUUAGACAACACUUGGAGGUUUGACUGCAUGUUUAUUAAUUCUUUCAUGUCAAUUUUCUACAAUGCAAAUGUGGGAUUUGCUCUAGCAAGCUUGAAAGGGGUUAACAUCCCAAUGUAUAUUGCAAUCAAAAGGAUCACUCCCCUUGCUGUGUUGGUGGCUGGGUGCAUGCGGGGAAAGGGGAAGCCACCGACACAGGUCAUUCUUUCAGUUAUCUGCACCGCCAAUGGUGUCCUCGUUGCAGCACUUGGAGAUUUUUCCUUUGACCUAUAUGGAUACUACAUGGCUCUAACAUCAGUCUUCUUCCAGACUAUGUAUUUGAUUCUGGUGGAGAAAUCAGGUGCCGAGGAUGGUCUUUCCUCGGUGGACUUGAUGUUUUACAACAGCAUAUUGUCACUUCCAUUUCUGUUUUUCCUCAUUAUAGCAACAGGAGAAUUCCCCCAUUCUCUUACAGUAUUAUCUGCAAAGGCAGCCUCUCUGAUGUUCGGUGUCGUUCUCGUUAUCUCGCUGAUGAUGGGAAUCGUUCUCAAUUUCACUAUGUUUUGGUGCACAAUUGUGAACUCUGCUCUGACUACAACAAUAGUAGGAGUUCUCAAGGGUGUCGGAUCAACGACCCUCGGUUUCGAUCUGUUGGGAGGUGUCGAAGUACAUGCUCUGAAUGUUACUGGACUGGUGAUCAACACAUUUGGUGGCCUAUGGUACUCUUAUGCGAAGUAUAAGCAGAAAAGGAAAACACCACGGAAGAUCCAACAUGAUGUAGAGUCGCAUGCCCACAAGUAGCGUCAGAUUAACUAUAGUUCUACUUCGUUCUUUGAUCAGAUAAUAACUGAGUGUAUGUUUAAAUCCAUUUUUUCUGAACUCUAUUCCAUCACCGAUGAAAUGAUUAUCCCAUUCAAAUAAGGUACAACUAUGU
Zea mays is the source of this 1264-nucleotide messenger RNA. Its product is annotated as UDP-galactose/UDP-glucose transporter 7. Gene Ontology annotation, biological process: transmembrane transport. NCBI's taxonomy places the organism in Eukaryota, Viridiplantae, Streptophyta, Magnoliopsida, Poales, Poaceae. The transcript is spliced from 10 exons. The coding region runs from base 283 to 1131 and encodes 282 amino acids. The record is from RefSeq and is a predicted model, not a curated record.